This is a messenger RNA of Guyanagaster necrorhizus, 1084 nucleotides long. RefSeq lists its product as uncharacterized. The transcript is spliced from 8 exons. The record is from RefSeq and is a predicted model, not a curated record. The coding region runs from base 187 to 1014 and encodes 275 amino acids. NCBI's taxonomy places the organism in Eukaryota, Fungi, Basidiomycota, Agaricomycetes, Agaricales, Physalacriaceae.
UGUUUACAUCAAAACUGACGAGUUGUUUUGCCUGAUUGCCAAUUACAUUAAAACAAUAUCCUCCGCUGGGCUCAAAAGAGUAGGAUCAUGUGACGGCUCAAGCUCCUGCUCUUUUUGAACUGAAAAUCCGAGUUUUUGUUGUUAUACCUUUGCCACUAACCGCCACCAACAUCACUAUACAGUGCGAUGUUCUUGGGCCGAUCUCAAGUGUUCUUUCCCCCAUCGCCGCCGCUGCCUGCUGAAGUGGCAUCUCCUGACCAACCAUUGGUCGUGCCAAGUCCUCUGUUGAGACGUUGCCGCCCACUGCCCUUAACGAAACUAUUCAUGGCUGACUCAGGCCCUACCGAGAUCGCCAGUGAUGUCGAGCUUCCUAACGCCACCUACAGCGCUAACCCCGAUGGCGAGGACAACUCUGCUGAGAAAGACGAUACCUCAGUGCCGCACUCGCAAGCCUCCAAGGUCUCAAGCGACCGCAAACUCUCACGCCUUUCAAGCAUUAUUGGUGUAGAGAAAGAGCUUCCUAUUGCUACCUAUGGCACUAUCCCUGAUGGAGAGGACAAUGCUGUGGAAGAAGACGACGUCCCAGCGCCCCUCUCGCAAGCCCCCAAGACCCCAGGUGACCGUAAGCUCCUGCGCCUCCCAAGUACCGGCCAGCGCGAGCUCCGUUGCAAACGCGACGUGAAACGAGGGUUACCUGCCCGGGAGCCUCCUUCGCCAUCGCCACCUGUUAGGAAGAAGAAAAAAGUUCUUACCAAGAAAAUGCCCGUGUGGUGCACCUCCAGAGCGUUGGUACCAUGCGAGACUGGUCUUAAGCUUGGGACUGCUUCUGGUGCUAGCGACUUACCGACGUCGUCACCUUCUGGGAAGCGUGUCCGUGGAUACGAGGCUGACGACGAGAGUGAGAAGCCGAAGAGGAAAGUGAGAGCUGUGGAGAGUGUUAACUAUGGUGUUGAUACUGGGUGUGAUAAGACUGGAGACGUAGUGGAAAAAGAAGUCUCGUCCUCGGGCCUUUAGAAUUGAAGCUCAUCAGUCGGAGGCGUAUUUACACUAUCCAGUUCGUUGCGAUUCAGACACUUCAUUGUUG